UAAUUAUCUCAAUCUGUCAAUGUCUUUUAGUCAAGUUUUUCAUUUUUUACAAUUUCAGAAUUUUGGUUUUUGGAAAAAAGAUUCUGCUGACGAAAUAUAAUUUGUAACUAUUUAUUUAAACUACAAGAUUUGUUAUCGGGGCGUGAAGGCUAGUAGAUAAUUUUGCAAGAUAACCACUUACAAUAUGGACGUUCGAGGCUCAUUGGAGCAGUUGGAAACGGCUGCGAGAAUUUUAAUGGCUCCUCCAGACAUUGUAUCGAAAGAUGAGAGAUUCGCUGCUGAAACUAUGAUCAUCAAUUUUCGCAAGAUGCGAAAUGCGUUUGUACUCUGUAAAUAUAUUUUAGAAAAUAGUCAAACCGAACUCGUGAUUUUCGAGACUGCCGAUGUACUUCGAAAUAACUUAAUGCAAGAUUGGAACAAACUCCCCGAUGAGGAUAUUAAAACGUUGAAUCAACACAUUCUCAAUAUCCUACUGGGCAACACCGAAUUUUCAUACGCUAUGAAACGAAGAUUGGCAGGUGUUAUCGCUUUGAUUGUCAAACAUCAGAGCCUUACAAAUGGGGCGAUAGGAAAGCAAAGGACGGAAUUGGUUUCUCACAUUGUUGGUACUGCCUUAAAUACCACUGGCAAUCAUUUGGUUCUCGCAUGUUGCAUGUUGGACGCCUUGCUAGCCGAACACCAAUACGUAGUUAAUGCAGAGGAUGCUAGUUUAACUUAUGAGAUGCAUUUUGCUGCCAAGAGAGACUUUGAAAAUUCCGACCUUCUCCGGAUAUUCCAGUUUUGUCUCCAGUUUCUAACCACGCACGAACAUUCCCCCAUGAAACAAAGAGAUCUUGACCACGUUCUUAAAGUCCUGGAAAUAAUACUCUGCUGGAAUUUUACUAAACAAAACUUACCCAAACGUGUUGCUGGGGUCAUUGAAAUGGAAGCAAUGCCAACUUUCAAGCCACCAUCGUCAUGGCUGGAUACAAUCAACGACAGUGCAUUUAUGCCCAUUUUCUUUAAUAUUCAUGUCAAAGUCCGCCACGAUGACAAUUUUGUGCUUAGAACGGUUAAUCUGUUGGCCCAGUUGGUGUCCAUGCAUCGACCUGUUUUGAUGAAUCGUGAAAAUCGCGUCGAAUUUCUUUCCAAAAUUCUGCCACCUUUUACUACGCUUCUCAAUUUACCGGAUAAACUGUCAAUGGAAAUCUACGGAUUGAGUGAUUUGAUUAGGAAAAUCCUCCUUUUUAAUCGUGCUGCCCUUCUCUCACUCGUUGAAACUCAAACACUGGAGAAUUUUUUCCAAGCGAUUGGAAUCUUUUCAUGUUAUGUCAUUCAACAGGCAGCUAUCGAAGAAAGUAAAUCUGGAGUUGACGAUCGACUUUAUCGGGAUUCUCUCACUCGAGUGUUGGAAGCUUGGAUGAACAUUUUAACAGACACGGAAAAUUUUCCAAAACAAAUCGUCCAGCCUAUCGUCACAGAUAUUUUUAACUGCUAUCUCAAAGCUCAUUUAUCACCGCCAGAAGGUUUCAGACAACUUGUCGCAACUGCUGAUGAGAGCGAAGAAGACGAAGAGUCGGACACGAAUCAAUUUCGUGACCAGCUACAAGCUGUCGGAGUUUUUGGUCGAUUUAUUCUUCCCCAUUCGGUCCCCAUCAUCACACAACUUUUAAUCUUCAAGUGCCAAGCCCUCCAAAAACAGAUUGAAAUAGUUGCAAGCCAAGCAGCACCCAGAGAAAGCUUGGAACCCAUUUAUGAAGAUAUUCACUGGGGAAUUUUGAUGGCGGGGCACAUUUUAGCGUUUGAUGGACUAGGGGAAACAAAUCUUGUACCGUCGGAAAUCCACGACUACUCAAUUGCAGCGGACAAAGAUCCAGACCUAUCGGCUGCAGCGUUUGAAAAGUCAUUUCAAAUGGUCAAUGUCGAGGAGAAUGUGGAUCCGAUCGUUAGGUUAGUCUCCUGCGUGAUAAUUUUGAGUGAAACAGAACGCAGGGUAAAUGCGUCCGGAUUGGGAUAUCUGCUUAGUCCAGAAUUAGCUAGCAACGUGCUGUGGUUUCUACAUCGAUUUUGUGAAUCCUACUUUGUCAUUAGUGAAGAAUAUUACACAAAUGUGAGUCCAUCCUUUCUGGCUGCUUGGGGACCCCUUAGUCAAGUCACCAAAAUCUCACAGACAUUUCUGCUUCAGAGAGUAAAAGAAGAUCUCAUUCGCUACAACGGAGAAGUUACUGUAAUGCGAGACGCCAUAAAUUUAUUACUCUCACUGGUGGACUCUAACAAGAAGGCUGAACUAGCAAUUCACAGCACAGAAUUGCCUGCAAUUGUCGAAAUUGCGAAUGGGGUUGGGCCAGGGAAAUAUCAGAUGCCGAAUGAAGCAUAUAGAAAAUUAGUACGAGCUGUAAUUUCUGUCGGAAGUUUCUGUGAGGAACAGAGCCGUCGUGAACAAUAUUGGGACCAGGUGCUAGUUCCAUUAGCUGCAAGAUUCCAAAACUUGUCAGGCUUGAUCAGCACAGAAAAGCACAGAGAUGAUAUCCGAAUGGAAAUUUCUUGCGUUCUCAGCGGAUUUAUUGGUGCAGCAAUGAGUUCUCAUUCGAAGACAGCGACUCCACUAUUCAAAAGGAUUGGACCUGUCGUUACCGAAUGUGGAGCUAUAUUGGCUACAUAUCAUAACUAUGUCGAUAUUGUUGAGCUUUGUAUCGAGCUCGUAAUAGAACUAGCUAAGCGAUCUCUUUCAUACUUGUCGUCCGGAGACUCCGUCACCCUAUACCAUUCAGCAAUGUCGGUUGUAAAGUCCUACUCGUCCCAUGCUCGUGGUCGUGUUUCAAAUGAGAAGACGGCAGAAGAAGAUACUUUCAAUGAUCUCGUGACUUUGAUGGAUAUGCUGACCUGCCUUCUGUCCAAAGAUUUUCUCGACCUAAGUCCAGAGUCCAUUAGUGGGAAUAAUACCCCACCGUCCGUCUCCGCGAGUGAUGUCUCCUUGCUAGGACUUGGGACCGUGUUACCAUUGAUGAAUGCAGAUUUGUUGCAGUUUCCCAGUCUCAGCAACAAAUACUUUCGCUUGGUUGCUUUCUUGAGUGAACUACAUGCCGAUAAAAUGAUGGUACUGCCUCCACCCAUGCUUCAAGCUGUCUACGAAUCCGUCGAAAUUGGGCUUCGCAACGGUGCAGCAGAUCCGUUUGCAAGCUGUUGUGAAUUUGUUUCGUGCAUGGCGAUUCACAUUUCACGCCACUCACAACAAUCCGUACAGACUUCAGAAUACUGUAAACCCUUUUUGAAAAUAUUUCUUGAAAUGAUUCUUUCGCAACGUGUUUCAAAGGAGAGCAUUCCAUCGAUAUCGACCGUCUUAUUUGCUCUCAUAACUGCAUUUCCAGACGCUUACUCUGAGCUGGUAAAUCAACUACUGUCUUCUCGCAGCAGUGAAGAAUCCAGGAACAAAUUAAGUUUAGCAUUCUCUAAGCUAACCGAAAACCUGAACAUCCAGAAUGGAGGGGACCGUCUCAGCCGUUCCGCAUUUAGGGAUAGAUUGGAAACUUUUAUAUUUUCUGCAAAAGGGUGCCUUGAAUGAAAAUGAAGUAUCUGAUUGAUUGAUAAUGCAAAAAAAUAGUAGUCUUGGCUUUGACUGUGGUAACUGAAAAUAAGGGUAUCUGAUCUGCUCACUCAUCAGAUGGUUAUAUGAUUGAUUAUAUUGCUACGUGUAUAAUUACUGUACCUUGUAUUUCAUGAAUUGUGUGCGCUUCUUUCCGAAACUACUACAACUAUAAUUACUUGAACUCAUGCACUAAUUUACAGUAAAAUGUAUAAGACGAAUCAUAUCAUGAUGAAAACUCUGUAAGGUUGUAACUUGUUACAUAUUUAAUCAUCAAUGUUUUCAAAUUUGUUAUUAGCAAUGUGUUUAGAAUGGUUAUAAGCAUGUGUCUAUUUAUGUUUUAUGAUUUUGACACCUUUUGUACCUCGAAAAAAAUGAAUUUUAUGUAAUAAUCGAAAGGAAACAUAAUAAUAUGACAAGAACUUGUAUACACAAGUAGAAAAAUUAAAUAAAGCUGUAGUUAAUUUUGUAGUAAUA
Molecule: messenger RNA, 4039 nt
Organism: Folsomia candida
Lineage: Eukaryota; Metazoa; Arthropoda; Collembola; Entomobryomorpha; Isotomidae
Product: exportin-4
Exons: 18
Coding region: 185-3541 (1118 amino acids)
Biological process (GO): protein export from nucleus
Cellular component (GO): cytoplasm; nuclear pore
Molecular function (GO): nuclear export signal receptor activity
Source: RefSeq, a predicted model, not a curated record